Messenger RNA from Leptosomus discolor (cuckoo roller), 464 nucleotides. RefSeq names its product hemoglobin subunit alpha-2. The record is from RefSeq and is a predicted model, not a curated record. Gene Ontology annotation, biological process: hydrogen peroxide catabolic process; oxygen transport. NCBI's taxonomy places the organism in Eukaryota, Metazoa, Chordata, Aves, Leptosomiformes, Leptosomidae. Gene Ontology annotation, molecular function: oxygen binding; organic acid binding; haptoglobin binding. Gene Ontology annotation, cellular component: haptoglobin-hemoglobin complex; blood microparticle; hemoglobin complex.
AUGCUGACCGCCGAAAACAAGAAGGUGAUCCAGCAGGUCUGGGAGAAGGUGAAGGAGGACUUCGGAGCCGAGGCCCUGGAGAGGUUGUUCUGCACCUACCCCCAGACCAAGACCUACUUCCCCCACUUUGACCUGAAGCAUGGCUCCGACCAGGUCCGCAACCACGGCAAGAAGGUGGUGAAUGCCUUGAGCACUGCCGUCAAGAACCUGGACAACCUCAGCCAGGCCCUGGCUGAGCUCAGCAACCUGCACGCCUACAACCUGCGUGUCGACCCUGUCAACUUCAAGCUGCUGGCGCAGUGCUUCCAGGUGGUGAUGGCUGUGCACCUGGGCAAGGACUACACCCCCGAGGCGCAUGCUGCCAUUGACAAGUUCCUGACAGCCGUGGCUGCCGUGCUGGCCGAGAAGUACAGAUGAGCUGCUGCCCGUGUCCAGUUGCCAUCAAUAAAGACACUUUUGCUGCA